This is a messenger RNA of Juglans microcarpa x Juglans regia, 3771 nucleotides long. RefSeq names its product receptor-like serine/threonine-protein kinase ALE2. NCBI's taxonomy places the organism in Eukaryota, Viridiplantae, Streptophyta, Magnoliopsida, Fagales, Juglandaceae. The coding region runs from base 467 to 3304 and encodes 945 amino acids. Gene Ontology annotation, biological process: protein phosphorylation. Gene Ontology annotation, molecular function: protein kinase activity; ATP binding. The transcript has 12 exons. The record is from RefSeq and is a predicted model, not a curated record.
GACACACUCUCCUCCUUUGGAAAUUUGUAUCCCCACCAACGCUUUAACUCAAAAGUGUCUCUUACUUGGCUCUACUCUAGUGUUGUGUGCUGCUUUUUGCUUGAUCAGUUACUGUUCAUUACCUUUAAUCGCCCAUGUCAAGCAAAACUGUAUCAUUAGAAUGCUCAAAGCUCUUCAAACUUCAGAGCUUAGUCCCCCAACAAAAGAAUCACUUGCGUUCUUCCUACCUAACCCAGUCUUUUGCUUUCACCCUACCAUCUUGUCAUUACUUUGGUGGUACUAUAUGUGGGUCUGCUGUGGUAGUUUUAAAAUCAUUAUAGUUGUUCCUUAAAGUUAGGCUCGUGUUUUGCUCGAGGGUUUUGCUUCAGUAUGCACUUCUUUCUCUUCAUUUCCCUCUUCUCAGUUGGAUGGUGGAGUUAGAAGUCUCAGAUCUCGAGAAUUGAUCUCCAGUUUCUCUGGAAGUGAAAUGGGGAUGCAGCUGAUUCUCCUGCUGACGAAAAUAUGUUUAACUCUCAGCGUUAUGGAAAUUCACGGAUCUGCAGUACCAGUUCUAUCACCACCCAGGAAAUCGCUACGAAAACCACAAACUCUCCACCCUUUCAGGCCAGGCCAACCACCAUCCAUACAACCAGACCAUGCUGUCCCUCCUGCAUUAAAUCCUCACAGCUUUGGCCAGAAAAGGCAUGGCAAGCUAAUUACUGCAUCUCCCAACAAAGCAUUGCACAAUUUUCCUCCUCCGAACCACUCUCCAGUUAAAGACCAUGCUGUCACUCCUGCAUCAAACCCUCUUAGCUUUGGCAAGAAAAGGCACGGCAAGCUAGUUACUGCACCUCCCAACAAGGCAUCACCCAAUCUUCCUCCUCGGAACCACUCCCCAGUUAAAGGAAGCUUUCAACAUCAUCCCAUUAGGCCUUCAAGUAUUGCACUUCCACCUUCUUUAUCAUCUUUUGGAAGUCCUGAAAAGAAAGGGGCGCAUGGUCCUGCAUCUUCUCCUUCAAUUCCGUUUCAUAAACAUUAUCACACAAGAAGAAAGUUCAACAACUCUGCUCCAGAACCAUCUUAUGUGAUUCAUCCGCCCACUUACAGUCAGCAAGGCCCUGAAGUCUCCCCAUUCCAAUCUCCCCAUCCUUCAUCCGUAAGCAAGGGUUAUCUCACACCUGCACCAUCACCAAUUAUACCAUCAAGCCACUUCAGAAUGCCGAUUCUUCCACCUACAAUUUCUCCUUUGCGUUUUUCCCAUGAAAAACCAAAGACUCCGCCACCCUUGCCACUGAUGACUCUACCACCUCCACCUCCAAAUGAAGAUUGUACUUCUGUGACAUGCACAGAGCCACUAACAUAUACACCUCCAGGGGCACCCUGUGGUUGUGUAUGGCCAAUUCAAGUUAAACUCCGCCUUAGUGUUGCAAUAUACACAUUCUUCCCUUUGGUUGUACAGCUUGCUGAGGAUAUUGCAGCCAGUGUUUCGCUAAACCGCAGCCAAGUUCGCAUUAUUGGAGCAAACGCAGCUAGUCAGCAGCUUGAGAAAACCAGUGUCCUCAUCAAUCUCGUACCCAAAGGACUGAAAUUCAAUGAUACCGCUGCAUUUUUAAUCUAUUAUAAAUUCUGGCACAGACAAGUUUCCAUAAAGGCUUCAGUUUUUGGAGCCUACGAAGUAUUCUACGUUCGCUAUCCAGGUCUUCCUCCAUCUCCCCCUUCAGUGACUUCAAGCAUUUCUGCAACAGAUGAUGGACCAUAUGCUGGCCAUGACAACAAUGGAAGGAUAAUAAAACCUCUAGGGGUCGAUGUGCCAAGGAGAAAAAAGGAUGGACUCGGUGGAAGCAUGAUAAUUGUAAUACUACUAUCAUCUUGCACUGCCUUCAUUAUAUGUAUUGGAGUCGCUUGGCUUUUGAUAUUGAAAUGUGGUUUUUGUGUUCAUUGUCCUGAACAAAUUCCACAUGCUUUAAUAUCUUCCCCUACAAAACCAUCAGCAGAAGCUGCUGGGUCUAUGCUGUUUGGAAGCAUGCGCGGUCCAGCAUCAACGUCUUUUAGUUCUGGCACGGUGACAUAUAUAGGAACUGCUAAGACCUUUACUUUGAGUGACAUAGAGAGAGUCACUAAUAACUUUGAUCCUUCAAGAGUACUUGGAGAAGGCGGAUUUGGGCUUGUUUACAGUGGCAUCUUAGAUGAUGGAAGGGAGGUGGCUGUCAAGAUUCUCAAGAGAGAUGAUCAGCAUGGUGGCCGUGAGUUCUUGGCAGAAGUUGAGAUGCUCAGUCGUCUGCACCACCGAAAUUUAGUUAAAUUGAUUGGCAUAUGCACAGAGGAUCAUACUCGCUGCCUAGUAUAUGAACUAGUUCCAAAUGGAAGUGUUGAAUCUCAUUUGCAUGGUGCUGACAAAGAAACUGAUCCAUUUGACUGGGAUGCUCGGAUGAAGAUUGCCCUUGGUGCAGCUCGGGGCUUAGCGUAUCUGCAUGAAGACUCAAACCCACGUGUUAUACAUCGAGACUUCAAGUCCAGCAACAUCUUAUUGGAAUAUGAUUUUACACCCAAGGUUUCAGAUUUUGGAUUGGCCAGAGCUGCAUUGGAUGAGGGAAACAAACACAUCUCAACACAUGUUAUGGGAACUUUCGGUUACUUGGCUCCGGAGUAUGCAAUGACUGGACAUCUUCUUGUGAAAAGUGACGUUUACAGCUAUGGUGUGGUACUCCUUGAGCUAUUAACAGGGAGAAAGCCGGUAGACUUGUCACAGCCACCAGGUCAAGAAAAUCUAGUUGCUUGGGCCCGUCCCCUUCUGACAAAUGAGGAGGGCUUAGAAGCAAUCAUUGAUCCAGCUAUAAAGUCAAAUAUUUCAUUCAAUAGUGUGGCUAAAGUAGCAGCAAUUGCAUCUAUGUGUGUGCAACCAGAAGUAUCUCACCGCCCUUUCAUGGGUGAAGUUGUUCAGGCCUUGAAGCUAGUAUGCAAUGACUUUGAUGAAACGCGUGAUCUAGGGUCAAGAAGUUGCAGCCAAGAUGAUCUUUUGACUGGUUUAGAUCGUAAGAAUAUUAACAAAGUUUCUAGUGAGAUCACCGAAGUCUCACACCCCCCUCAACCACCAUCUGGCUGUGAUUCUAGCCCUGAUGCCAAGAUGGCAUCAGCUUCAGAUUUGUUAUGCACAUCCAUGGAACGUCUUGAGGCUCAGGAAUUUGGAUCUUCCGUCAGACACUCUACUUCCGGCCCUCUCAGGGAGGGGAGGAAAAUGCAGUUGUGGCAGAGAUUAAGAACUUUGUCUAGAGGCAGCAUGAGUGAGCAUGGUUUUUCAUUGAAGUUAUCUCCGGGAUCUAAUUAGGUCCCUGCUGAAUCCCAUUCCACUUACCGCAAUAUCUACCAAAUAAGGUUGGAGUUUGAUUUCAUGGAGAAAUGAAAGGUCUAUACUUGCAUAAAAAUGUUGUUGCGUGAAUCUUGAAGUGAUGAUCAGCAGAUUUUGGCAUGAAGUUCUUGACAAUGGCUUUUUCUGAGGCCCAAAAUCAGCAAUGAAGUUGCGUCUAGCAGUGAAAAAUCCAACAUUCAAAGCAAACUUGGCUAUAUUUUUUCACCCCAUUGAAUAUUUCGGGUGCAGUGAAGGUCUGGUCUUGAAUAAAUCAUUCAUCUGCUCCUUUUAGGUCGGUUAUCAUGGGAGCGGCUUAUUGUUGAUGACUGGGUUAUUUGAAGUUAGGAAUGACAUGUCAUUCUUCUUUGAAACAUCAAACCCUUUUUGACAAAUAAUUCAGUAAGGCUUCUUUAGCCCAGUGAACCAUAACUUCUGAGUUUGUAGCA